Molecule: messenger RNA, 1857 nt
Organism: Paramecium pentaurelia
Lineage: Eukaryota; Ciliophora; Oligohymenophorea; Peniculida; Parameciidae
Source: the annotation of a GenBank genome assembly
AUGGGAAAUUGUGUGACCAAUAGAACCAAAAUCUCGACCAAUCUAGAUAAACCAUAAAAAUAAUACAUACAUCAAGCAUUCAUUAGAUAAACUCUAACAAAUCCUGAGUAUUAUUAUUUGGUACUCAUUCUUUAGAUCACGAAACCAAUUAUUGUUAUUUGAAGACAAUUUCAAUGAAAUAUUUGAUGACAUUCCAUAUUUAGGACAAUAUGCUUAUUGGUUUUUAUUGGGAUUGUAAAAUAAUGAAUUAAAAGGAAUUGAAUAUCAAACAAUCUUAUAAUUUUCAGAAAUAUUUAUUUUGGGUAAUUCUCAAAAUGAAAUGUUAACAUUACCAAAUAGAGUUUCUUUAAUAAUAGCAAUUAUUACACUUUUUGGUAAUUUAAAUAUUCAAAAUGCACUUAAAGAAUUUUCAUCAAUGUAAAUAACUUAUCUUUUAACUUCUAAAUGUUUAUAAGUAUUUAUAUCAAUGAUGAUCAGAAAAUCAAAUAUAAAUGAAUUACCUAUUAAAUCAUUUGUAGAUGCUAUAUUUUCUAAACUUGAUGUUAAUAUUCCAAUUUUAUAAUUUGUAAAAUUUAUAGAUACAUUUAUGCCAUCAUUAGAAGAAAUUAUUGAAGAUUAUUAUUAUGAUAAAUUUCUAGGUGAAUAAAAACUAUUUCAUUCUCCUCAAUUAAAUAAUCCAUCACAUAUUUUAAAUCAAGAAUGGUUAGCACUUAUGUAUUUAUGUUUCAUGCAUAAAGACACUAGUAAAUUAGAAUUACUUUAUUCUAAUGUUCUUAAUGAUAAUUCUUUUGAAUUACUAACUAAUCUAUUAAUUCAUUAAUCAUCUAGUUAUUUAUUCAUUAUAUAAUGUGAACAUGCUGCCAGAAAAUAUAUUUUUGGAGCUUAUACUAAUUUUGAAUGGAAAGAUGAUGCAUUACCUAAUGGAAGUAAAGAAGAUUGUAUUUUCUAAUUAUUUCCAUAAUUUAGAGUAUAUAGAACAAAAAAUGAUAAAUUUACUAGAUCAUAAUAUGUUUAUUUAAAUUCAAAAAAUGAAGAAUUAGCUAAAGGAAUAGGAUUUGGAGGUGAAUUAGCUAAAGAAUUUAGAAUAUUCAUAAAUUCAGAUCUUUAAAAUGUUUAAUGUAAAAAUCAUGAUAAGACAUAUGAACCAGGUGAAUUAAUGCCAUUUAAAUAAGGAAAAAUAACAUUAAUGGAAGUUUGGACAAUUUAAUAAAUAUAAGGUACUACUUAAUUUAAAGAUUUAAUAUAAUAAAAAAUGGAAGAUUAAAUUGAAUUUGAAGAAUUUGAAAUACCUUAAAUACGUUUAGAUGAAGAUAUUAGUUCAUAUAGAUCAGGGGAACAUUCUUAAUUGAAUUAAUCUAUAAAUGAAUUAAAAUAAAAAGAUUCUUGUGAUUGGGAAGGUUCUAGUUAAAAUGGAUUUGAAGAAGAAAUAAUAAUAAAGAAUGAUGGAUAUGAAGAAGUAAAGAAAAAUGAAAAAGAAUUUGAAAUUGUUGAAUUAAAUGAUAGUGUAAAUAUUUUAUAUAUAUUAUUUUAUUAGAAUAACAAAACAAGUAUUAAUAUACAAAAUUAAGUAAUUGUUAAUAAUAAUUAAUUUGAAUUUGAAGAAGUAGCUAUUAAUACAACAGAUAAAAUGGAAUCAUCUGCUCUUUAAGUAGUUUAUAAUGUAAAAUCAGGAAAAUUUGGUGAUGCAUCUUAAGAUGAUAAGUAAAUAUUUUAUAUAUAAAAUAAAGUUGGAAUGGAGAUAAUUCUGAUUGGAAAGGAGAUACUAGUAGUUCAAGUAAACCAAAAGAAAUGCUUAUAAGUUAAGAUUUAAAGAUUAUCAAUGAAAAUCUUCAGGAUUAAACCAAUACAGAAUUGUGA